Molecule: messenger RNA, 1582 nt
Organism: Mus pahari (shrew mouse)
Lineage: Eukaryota; Metazoa; Chordata; Mammalia; Rodentia; Muridae
Gene: Adprh
Product: ADP-ribosylarginine hydrolase
Exons: 4
Coding region: 203-1300 (365 amino acids)
Biological process (GO): protein de-ADP-ribosylation
Molecular function (GO): magnesium ion binding; ADP-ribosylarginine-[protein] hydrolase activity
Source: RefSeq, a predicted model, not a curated record
GUGCGCCAGCGACCCGCCCGGCCCUCGGCUCCGCCCCUGCUCGGCGUUUGGCGUGGGUGCCCACAGCAGAACUCCGGCGGCCCGCUACCCCGCCUCCAGCUCGGGCAAUCCUGCCCUCGGCUCUGGACCACCCCGAUCCCGCCCCACGCUCUCAGCUCCGCCUCAGCAGGAGUCUCCGUUGCCCCGUUAGCCCUCCUGUGCCAUGCUCAGCAUGGGUGGGGGGCUGAUUGAGAGGUAUGUGGCCGCCAUGGUGCUGAGCGCCGCCGGCGAUACCUUGGGCUAUUUCAAUGGGAAGUGGGAGUUCAUUCGGGAUGGGGAGACGAUACACCAGCAGUUGGCCCAGAUGGGUGACUUGGAAGCCAUAGACGUGGCACGGUGGAGAGUCAGUGAUGAUACCGUCAUGCACCUGGCCACAGCAGAGGCCCUCGUGGAAGCCGGCCAGUCCACGGAUUUGCCUCGGCUGUAUUCCCUGCUAGCUAAACAUUACCGGGACUGCAUGGGAGACAUGGAUGGCCGGGCACCAGGCGGUGCUUGCAUGCAGAACGCCAUGCUGCUGCAGCCCAACAGGGCUGACGGCUGGAGGAUUCCCUUCAACAGUCACGAGGGUGGCUGCGGGGCGGCCAUGCGCGCCAUGUGCAUCGGGCUGAGGUUCCCCCACCCCAGCCAGCUGGAUCUGCUCAUCCAAGUGAGCAUCGAGAGCGGCCGGAUGACCCACCACCACCCCACAGGCUACCUCGGCAGCCUUGCGUCCGCUCUUUUUACGGCGUAUGCCGUGAGUGGCAAAUCACCGUGGCAGUGGGGAAAAGGGCUGAUGGAGGUGCUGCCGGAAGCCAAAAAGUACAUCACCCAGUCAGGCUACUUUGUGAAGGAGAAUCUUCAACACUGGUCCUACUUUGAGAAAGAAUGGGAAAAGUACCUGGAGCUUAGAGGAAUUUUGGACGGCAAUUCGGCUCCCAUCUUCCCGCAGCCCUUUGGUGUGAAAGAAAGGGAUCAGUUCUACAUCGACGUGAGCUACUCUGGCUGGGGUGGCAGCAGCGGACACGAUGCCCCCAUGAUUGCCUACGAUGCCCUCCUGGCCGCAGGGGAUUCCUGGAAGGAGCUCGCACACAGAGCCUUCUUCCAUGGAGGAGACAGUGAUUCCACGGCCGCCAUUGCGGGCUGCUGGUGGGGAGUGAUACACGGCUUUAAAGGAGUAAACCCCGCCAACUACGAGAAGCUCGAAUACCGACAGCGGCUAGAAGAGGCCGGCAGAGCUUUGUAUUCUCUCGGGUCAAAAGAAGACGCUGUAUUAGAUCCCUAGGGAGAAGCUGGUUGGUUUCUGGCAGUUUCUUUCCCUAUAGCCCUGAUGCUCAGUCUCUUCGGCUUUUCGAGAGUCAAGAAUCCUAAUUUUGUGUUUGAAGAGUUCUGAGAUAACAAGUCCCUUGGAUGCGUUGAGCCCUGCCUUUCCACAUUUACCCUGCUCUCUCCCCGAGUUCCUCUCUUGUGUGUGAGAAUCUUUUUAUUUCAGUUGAUGGGGUCAGCUUUUCCCAUUCAAAAACCUCAUAACCUUGUAUUCGAGUCUUUGUUUUUAUCAUGCAAUUGU